Messenger RNA from Sclerotinia trifoliorum, 3687 nucleotides. The record is from the annotation of a GenBank genome assembly. Lineage: Eukaryota; Fungi; Ascomycota; Leotiomycetes; Helotiales; Sclerotiniaceae.
GAAAGCAGCUACUGUAUCCAAGUACCCGCAUGCAUGGUGCAGAACAAAUCGGUUCGUUAGGUUAAUGCAGCUGAACGGCUUCUACGCCGCACUCACCAAAUAUUGGAGCUUGCAUCUCCAUCUCUUACACUUUUUUUGCGACGAAAGCGCAAACGCGCCGAACGUGAAUGGUGUCAGGAGUCGGGGGUCAAAUGAACUUCCCAUAUAUUUCAUCGCACAAUACUUUUCUUGAAAGUGCUUUGGAACUUUAAAUUCCUUUGUACUUCUUUUCCAUCGAUUCGUUCGUUGACGUUGCGUUGCGUUGCGUUGCGCAUUUCGUCAUGUACUCGGCCGUGACAAACGGCCUUGGAGGGGGAAGUAACGAAGGUCCAUUUCAACCCACCACUAUUAAUCCUCAAGCUCUUAAUCAAGGUAACUAGACUCCUCACUAGCAAACAUUCAUGCGACUUUGGGAUUGGAUUUCUUUCAAAAAAAAUUGACUGUCGUCUCUUCUCGUCUUAACUUGUGGACUUCGGACUGACUUAAUCGUUUGAUGCGAUAGGAGCUCUCAACCCAUCUUCAGCAUCACCACCAAAAGAAAGUCCUCGAGGGAUUAAGAGGAGUCACUCACCAGAUACAUAUAGUGAAAUGCCGCAGGCGGAAAUCCAGGCAGAUGAUGGUAUGUUGUUAUCACUCUUCAUAUUUCGGGUUUCGCCUCGUUCGCACCUUUUUGUAACGAUAUGUUACAGGCGCACUUACUUUACCUUUUCAAGAAAUGUUACUGAUAUGAUGUCUUUCUUAUCCCAGGUGACUCAAAACCACGAAAGCGAGGUAGGCCUAUGAAGACGAAGGUGGCCGUCAGUACCUCAGAGCCUUCCCAACAAAGUCAAAGCCAAAUGCCGCAUUCAACCCCGAACCACACUGGCCGGCCGCAGACUCCUCAGUCGCAGCACACAAUCUUGCCUCCCAACCGUACUCCGCUUAUACAUUCAGUCCAGACUCCUAUUCCGAAGCCAACUCCUAAGCCAGUUGUCAAGGCUUUACCAACUGUGAGGGAUCACACAACAGAUCAGUUGGGUGCAGAAGGAGACGAAUAUAUUCCCAGAGAAUAUGAUGAGCAGGGCGAGAAAAAAGUCUCCGCCAACGGCCAUUUAAUGGACGGACGCGAAUAUAGGUGUCGAACUUUCUACGUACCAAAUAGGGGAGAUAAGCUAUUCAUGUUAGCAACAGAAUGUGCUAGGGUACUUGGUUAUCGAGAUUCAUAUCUCCUUUUCAACAAGAAUAGAUCUCUAUACAAGAUUAUUGCAACUCAAGCAGAGAAGGAGGAUUUGAUUCACCAGGAAAUUCUACCCUUUUCCUACCGCUCUCGGCAAAUAGCCAUUGUUACCGCAAAAUCGAUGUUCCGGCAAUUUGGAAGCAGAGUCAUUGUUAAUGGACGACGUGUCCGAGAUGAUUAUUGGGAAACAAAGGCACGUAAGCAAGGCUUCACUGAAGAUGAUCUAGCUGGAGAGAAGAGACCUGGUGCAGCGAAAGCCAGAGAUGCUGCUGCCGCUGCCGAGGCUUCCGCUGCUCUAGCUGCAAGCCACCAUCAUGGCGAUAUUUACAGCAAUGGCCCAGGACACUAUGCGUACCCGCAACAAGCCGUUCCAUCUUCCAUGAUGGGUAUAUCGGGUGCCAACAAUCCACUUCCUAUGAUAACCACCCUUGCGCCAGAACAAAACGACAUGCGCUUGAGAGACUAUAGUAGUAUUCAACGCCCCAGACAAGAACUUGCUGGGACCGCGUACCAAGAUAGGACUCAGCCAAGUUUAAACACGGAUCUCACGAAUCACGUAAAUCAAGCUGUUGAAUACAAUAAGCAGAUCAAUCAGCAACGUAGUCGUAGUCAUGAUUAUCUGGAACGAAGGUGGAGACAACCUCAUGAAGUAGCUGGGGGUAAUAUGGUGCAGCCUGUCAGUUCCCAAGACGGGCUUUCAUCUGCACAAGCAUUGCACUCGCCUAGAGCGUCACAAAGUAUUGCGCAACAAUCAACUUUGGCUCACCAAGGCCCACAGCAUAUUUCAUACUCACAGGCUUCUCAUCAACCCGGUAUUGUUUCACAACCUCCGCUUAGAGCUACUUCAUCAAGGCAGGAGCAAACGGCUGGACGAUCUCCUAGCAUGUCAAUUGCCUCUGCGGGCAAUUUGAACCAAGGAACGGCUCCUUAUCAAUUUACGUCUCAAAAUCAGAUGUGGCCAUCUAGUCAACCACAGCAGUCUCCUCAGCAACACGCGUUCAACCCUAGUUACCCGUCCCAUCCUAGCCAGCAAUCACCACACAUACAACAGUCUCCACAUCAACCUCCUCCACCGCAACUUCGACAAUCAGGUAGCAAUACUCAAAUGCAACCCGCAUUACAAUACUCUGGUAUGCAAGCGAUGGGUCAAAGUUACCAAGGAACUCCUCGAAAUGUCUAUCAACCUGAUUCAAACAAUCAACAUUUUAUGCAACCUACAACAUCCGGUCCUCAACCUGGUGCUCAGGGUUGGGCCCAACAGCAGCCUGCGGGAACUAGCGCUUCCUGGGGUUGGGCUGGCCAAUCACAAUAAAUAAGAAUGGAAACGAAUGUUGCAUGACUCGCGAGGAUGGCAUGAUGAUAUACAUAACUGCGAGAGAUCGGAACGACAUCGAAAAAGUGAUGCGCUACUCGGUAUCACUAUGGCUGGGUUACAUCCCAUUGAUCAUAAUUUGCACUUUCAUCGACACAUCUCAAAGAUUGCACAACGAUGGAAUAACGAGUUGGAAUCAUAGUAUUUAUCGGGCGAAUGCUUCUGUGCUAAAGCAUUUUUAAGCACUAGGCAUUCAGAUGGGUUUUUUUUUGUAUCACUGGCAUAUUUCCCCUUUCAACGUUACUAUUAUUGCUUUUUUGACCCUUGAUACCUCUAUAGUUUUAAUUCUUGUCCUUUGAUUCUUUACUUCUCGUUUCAUUGUAUUUUUCAUUAUCUUCCAGCUCACCACUUAAUCACUUCCAAAAUACCUUUUUUGAGAUUAAAGGUGUCUUGGCAACUUCAUCCUUAUUGUUGAUUUUACUACUUGUCAGUUCUUUGUGUUAUUUCACUUCACAUAUUCAUAUGGGGGGUUUUUUCUCUUUCCGUAGGCAUAGUCUCAGCUUUGUUCAGAUUGCAUCUGAGCAAAGCAUGCAUUGAUGGAUUGGCUUUUUGUUAUUACUUUCAAUUCUUAAGAGCACGGAAUAUUAUGGAUGGAUAGGAUAUUAUAUUUUUGCAUUGCGUGCAAGGCUUUGGCAUACUAUUGAUAGGAACUUGAUUGGGUUAUACAUGUCACGAAAGUACAUAUUUAAUGUAUGGAUGGAUUGAUGAUUGUGUGGGUGGGAAUGAGGGAUGGAGUUCGGAAUGGGAUACCUCUCUGUUUUUCUUACAUAUUAUCAUUUGAAAGGCUGUUUUUACCUUACUUUAACUUGCAUGCGUCUCCCUUAGGGUGCUUACAUUAUGUUAGUGUUGAUGAAUGACAAAUUGUGUCAUUUUUUCUGUUCCUGAGAAUUCACUAGUUUGUGUGGUGCUUGUCGAUGCAUUAUGGUGGUGGUUUUUUUCUUCGUGUGCUUACUGCUUACUGUGAUGAUUGGGAAGAGGGGUGUUGCAGAAGAUGAGGAGGAGAUGUGAAAGGAUGAAAGAAGUAAUCUUAUAUUGGGAAUCAUGAAGUGGUAUAUAUAUA